Molecule: messenger RNA, 1213 nt
Organism: Xenopus laevis (African clawed frog)
Lineage: Eukaryota; Metazoa; Chordata; Amphibia; Anura; Pipidae
Product: tubulin monoglycylase TTLL3
Exons: 4
Coding region: 38-1069 (343 amino acids)
Source: RefSeq, a predicted model, not a curated record
CGGCUGUGUUGCACCUAUUUCAGUCAAUGUCAUUUUAAUGGCUUUUAUGGUCUGCAAAAUGCUCAUGAUUCCCUCAAUAAAUAAGGACAUAGACAAGAAAAUUAAAGCGAUGGAUCCCGAUUGGACAGAAUAUUUAGAGGGAUACUAUCAGCUCAUACACGCCGGCGCAGAGAUUAAGAAUUCUGCCACGUAUGCUGAACCUUGCCGCCAGGUUUUAGAUAAAAUUCAGGCAAAACUCCCACAGCUGGAUAUCGACACAGGAAGAAAUAUCUGGAUCCUGAAAAGAGCCGCUCUCUCCGGAGGAAGAGAUAUAAUUUGCAUGGAUCGCGUGAAAAAAAUAAUUAAGUUUGUUCAAAGCCAUGACAGCCGUCAUGUGGAAAAGAAGUGGGUGAUACAGAAGUACAUAGAGAGGCCAUUUCUCAUUUACAACACUAAGUUUGAUAUGCGCCAGUUUUUCUUAGUAACGGCCUGGAACCCCCUGACAAUCUGGUACUAUAAGGAAAAUUACAUUUGUAUGUCAUCACAACCUUUCAACUUGGAGAAUCUGGACAACUCCAUACACCUGUGCAACAGACCCGUCCAGAUGCAGUUUAAAAACUGCCCAACCCGACACCCUGAGCUGCCUGAAGACAAUGUAUGGUCUAAUAGAAAACUGCAGGAAUACCUAUGCAUGAUUGGAGCAGAAAACGUCUGGGAGGACGUGAUGGUGCCAGGGAUUAAGAAAAUCAUAUAUCAAACUAUGCAAGUUUCUCAGAACAAAGUAACGCACAGAAAGAACAGUUUUGAUAUUUAUGGUGCUGAUUUCAUGUUCAGCGAGAACUUCAAUCCGUGGCUCAUUGAGAUCAAUUCCAGGCCAGAUAUGAGUUCACCCACAGCAGUGACUGGUGUGAUCUUUAAAAGUAUUUUAGAGGACACCAUAAAAGUCAUCAUUGAUCGUAAGAAGGACCCUAACUGCGACAUCGGAGCAUAUGAGCUGAUAAAGAAACAGGUACAUUAUUAUCAAGGGGUGAAUGAUAAAAGGUAUUCAUUAUGGCAAUAUAUAAUCAUAGGGAUAUAUAUAAAGGGAUAAUGCGGUCUGUGAAGUGGGCAGUAUAUUUUAUAAAUACAAUAACAAAUACAAAAACUUGCCAGGGGAAGGCCAGCUCAAGGUUACGGUGUAAUUUAGUACUUGUUACUGCAUGCUACCCUUCUCCUGGGAAGAUCCUGCACAUUA